Punica granatum (pomegranate) is the source of this 2059-nucleotide messenger RNA. NCBI's taxonomy places the organism in Eukaryota, Viridiplantae, Streptophyta, Magnoliopsida, Myrtales, Lythraceae. The record is from RefSeq and is a predicted model, not a curated record.
UGAAGUUGACAAUAUCAUCGAUUCCCUUAGGAAAGCUCAAAAAAGAAAUUAGGAAAAACAAAAAGAUUGGUUUGGGAGGAAACACGACGUCGUUUCGGUGGCAUCACCGUUGUUCCCAGUCAGUUUGAUGGAUCGCCAUUGAUGGUCGAACCUUCCUUCUGUCUCCGUCUUCUCUUCCUGGGAAAGACGAAAGCGAAGAUCUUUGUAGCUUUCCCAGAGAAUUAACGAUGGGAGCCUCAUCUUCAACGGAGCAGAAAGAGGUGUCGCCGGAGCAAAGAGAGGUGGAAGCGCAGGCAGCUUCCACCGGCGCUCUCCCGAUGCUCCACAAGGCAUUCUCCCGCCUCGCCGAUCCCCAAGAGAAGGCCAUCCCUGUUCAGUCUCUGCAGAAAUGCUUCUCUCUCAGCUGCAGGAGCCCGAUUCUCGAGCCGCCUGGAAUUUCGAUGCCCGAAUCGAUUCUGGGGUUGCUUGGACAUCUGGGCCACUCCAUAGUCGACCUGUUCUUCGUCCCUGGGAAUGGUGGGUUGCGCUGGGUCGAGUUCGUGAGAGGAUACGUCAACUGCUGCGGGAGGAUGGCUGCGUCGGCCUGCCUCAAUAACCUGCUCAGAGUUUUUAAGUUUGCAGCCGAAAGAGUCGGCCUGGCAGCCAACCUGUGGUUUGAUUCUGAUGGAGCUGAGAGUAAAGUGGCUGGAUAUUUAGUGCCCUCCGAUCUUUAUGCGCUCCUACUGAUGUGUUCGAGCAUGUGUUGGAGUACCAGAAUGAACGGAGCUUCGAAGUCUGAUAAGGGGGCUGUCUUUUAUGUUCCUGAUAUAGAGAAUCUCGUAUGCUCGGCGGUUGUUUCGUGUGCCGAAGGUGGUGGAAAUUUGGAUCCGUGGAACUGUGAUAUUUUCAGUUUGGAAGCUCGGCUUCCUGCUGGGAAGUUUCUGACUUGGGUAUUGGGUACCGUUCCAAGACUUCCCGACUGCUUCUCACAAUUUGUCUCCGCGACCCUUCAGUGCUCGGUUGCAUCAGAGGAUGAAUUCGGACCCUCAGGUUCAUCUUCAAAAGAUAGCAAUUCAGAAUGGGCUUCCGAGACGCACCUUCUGACUCGUGGAAAGGCAUGGGCAAUCUCCCUUACAUUCAGAGCAGCAGCAAGUGAAGAAAUUUUAAGGCAUUGCUUUUCUUGCAAUAGCAACGAGAUGAAUCAGAAUCUUCUGUAUCGUUCAUCGAUCCAUGGGAAGGGCCUGAAUAGGUUCUGGGCGAAUGUAGAUGGAUAUCAUGGUCCGCUCCUAAUUCUAAUUUCUGCUUCUUGUGAGGAUUCUCAUCAUGGUGACACGAGCGGCAAGAAAUGGACCAUAGGUGUAAUUUUACAGCAAGGGUUUGAGAAUAAGGAUCAAUUCUAUGGAAACUCUGGGAAUCUCUACUCGAUAGAUCCCGUCUUCAAUGUCUUCUUACCCUCUGGAAAGGAGAAUAAUUUUGUUUACAGCCACUUGCAUCCUUCGGGUAGGGUCUAUGAACCUCGUCCUAAGCCUGUGGGGAUCGCUUUUGGAGGAAGCAUAGGGAAUGAGAGAGUUUUUGUGGACCAAGAUUUUGCAAGAGUAACUAUUCGACAUCACGCGGUUGAUAAGACUUACAAACCGGGUCCCCUCUUCCCGAAUCAGGGGUUUCUCCCUGUCGAUGAUUCGAUAUUAGAAGUGGAAGUUUGGGGAUUGGGUGGAACAACGGCCAAGAAAGUGCAGACAUCAUACAAGAAAAGGGAAGAACUUUUCACGGAGCAACGGCGCAAGGUUGAUUUGAAGACCUUUGCUAGCUGGGAAGACUCCCCGGAGAAGAUGAUGAUGGACAUGGUUUCCGAUCCCAACACAGUUCGGAGGGAGGACCGAUGAAAUGUGGACAGUUUUGGCGCCUAUUGGUCAAUACGGUGUAAAUUCCUUUUUUGGUCAAAUAUUGUGUAAAUCCGACAUAAGAAGCUUAAUUGAACUGCGGAUCGAAGUUGGGUGGUUAAGAGGAAAAGAGAUGUUGAAAUGAAACUGUCUACUCGUUCCAUGUCAGUAAUACCAAAUCUUCUUGCUGUGUUGCUUUA